Physcomitrium patens is the source of this 2464-nucleotide messenger RNA. Its product is annotated as polyphenol oxidase, chloroplastic. The record is from RefSeq and is a predicted model, not a curated record. NCBI's taxonomy places the organism in Eukaryota, Viridiplantae, Streptophyta, Bryopsida, Funariales, Funariaceae. Gene Ontology annotation, molecular function: catechol oxidase activity.
CAUUGGUGCAUUAGAUGGUUUCUUAGUCUCACUUGGUCCCAGAGUUCUCCGCAGAGGCAAGCAUCGGUGGAUGCGGGGGUCAUUUGCUGUCUCUUGCCCUCACUAAAGGAGGAGGAUCUGCGGUGGGUUGUGUUGAACUUGAAUACACUGGAUUGUGCUGUUCAUGUGGGUAUGCCUGCAGCUCUGCGGGUUUGUGCGUCCGUUUCGUCUGCCGGAGCUGGGUGGGUUGCAGUUGCAGGAGCUGUCUGGGCUGGAGGUUAGGCGCAUUGCAGGAAUCCAUGCACAGGGGUCGAAACGAUAACACCUGCGUUGCUUUGUUGCACAAACAGGAGGCGCUUCAGUAUGAAGUUUACGUGCGUAUUGCUAGUAGUGCUAGCCGUGUUGCUAGCAUUGAAUCUCCGCGUAGAUGGAGCACCGUUUCCCCCUCCGCAGUUUAGGCUAUGCCAGAGCGCAGAUAGGUGCUGUCCACCUGUGAGCCAGAAGCCCCCAGUGCCGUUUCAGUUCCAGACAGGUCUGCCGUGGAGGACCCGGAUCGCAGCUCAGUUUGCGGACGCUAAGUACAUUGCUAAGUACCAGAGAGCGUACCAGUUAAUGAAAGCACUUCCGAAUUCUGACCCGCGGUCUUUGUAUGCCCAAGCUAGAAUGCACUGCGCGUACUGCGGCGCAGCUUUCUACUAUCCCCGCAGUGACUAUUCGCUAGAGAUUCAUGAUGGAUGGUUCUUCUUUCCCUGGCAUCGCAUGUUUCUCUACUUCCACGAGCGGAUCCUUGCGAGUCUGAUCGGUGACCCGACGUUCGCCCUGCCCUUCUGGAAUUGGGACAACCAGUCACAAGGUGCUACUCAAGGAAAUGUCAUGCCCAGGUAUUACAGCGAGAGACGAUGGAGUAACAAAUCUAAUCCUUUGUACGAUCCGAAUCGGAAUCGUUGCGCUCUCCCGCCACACCUCAUAGAUUUGAAUUCAGGGGGAGGGUGUUCCGGAAUGCCGGACGAUUACCUGCGGACGGAGAAUAACCGGCUCAUGUACAAUCAAAUGGUGUCUGGCCCAACGACGCCGAGUCUCUUCUUUGGAUCGACAUACAGGUUCGGAUGGUCGGGAGGGAUGGGGGGUGGGACGUUGGAGGGAGCUCCUCAUGGCACUGUUCAUAUCUUCACAGGGAAUCCGUACUCUCGAAAUCCCUAUGACGACAUGGGAAACUUGAAUGUAGCAGCGUUAGAUCCGCUGUUUUAUGCUCAUCAUGCCAACAUCGACCGAUUGUGGGAAGUCUGGAAAGGCAUGGGUGGUAGGCACAAAGAUAUCAGUGAUCCUGAUUAUUUGAAGUCGCAGUUUGUUUUCUACGACGAGAACAAGAGGCUGGUUUCUGUCUCCGUCGGCCAAGUCUUGAAUGCGGGAAAUUUGAGAUAUGGUUACCAAAAGGUUCCGAACCCCUGGAUGAAUCCAAAAGCCGGUGGUAUGUCUACUGCGAGCGUCGAUGGAAUGGACAUGAGCGGACAGAGUGUAGAGGCAACGCAAUGCUCGGCUCUUGCAAACAGCGACGUACCUGCAUUAAUUAAGUCUAGCCCGCUUCUAAAGAAAUCUGGAAACAUCCUCUUUACCACCCCGUUAACGUUCCGUGUGCGUAGACUUGCCCCGACUGGCAACAGACAAGAAAUCCUUGAGAUUAAUAACAUCGAGAUCGACUGGACCAAGAAGGCUAAGAUUAACGCGUUCCUGUUCUACCCAGGUGCUAGCGGCUCCAGCAUCGACUGCAUGGAGUUCUUCGGUACCUUUGCCCACAUCCCCGCAUCCAACCACAAGAAGAAGCUGGGAUACAGCAGGUCGUGGAGACUGGGCCUUACGACGAAGCUAGCCCAAUUAGGGAAGUCCGGCUUUUCGCAAGUGGUUGUUACUCUUGUGCAAGUAGGUUCUAACCAGCAUAUCAAGUUCGGAGCUACCAAGAUCAAGCUUGAGAAAUAAUUGUAACCUGUCGCCGGCGGUGGCGUGACCAUCGAUCAGUGCUCGGAGAAGAAAGUCUUCUUCAUUCAUUUACAGUUGAAUUUAACUUAUUCUCUACUAGUAGGCACCCAUUUGAAAUAAAUAAAUUGGUCUGGAGAGAAAAGGGUGGUUGUCUCUCCCCUCUAAAAAUCAUGCUCUAAGAUCGUCUUGCGUCCAGUCUUAGGUAGCACUGAGAUUGCAGUUACAUUUCUAGAAUCGGCCUAGAAGGUAUAUGACGGAUCUAGUGAUGAGCGAACACAUUCUUUUUAAUAUCAGGGCAAUUUUCACUCUAUCCCAGACAUGUGAUUAUGGGAACAUGGCUUGACAGACACAACUCAUUGUGUAUCGUUUGCAGGAAUUCAUUGUGAGUAUCUUGUUCGAGUGAGGAUCGAUGAAAGGAAGUAACUUUGUCAAUAUAGUAUUUUAAACCGCAUUGUACAAAGUUUUCUUUUUCAUCUACCUUCAUCAAAAAUAAAGCAGAAACUUGUGAAUA